CAGACGAACGAGGAGGAAGAAAAAGAAAAGAGGAAAGAAGCAGGACGAAGAGAGUGGAGACCAAUGGAGCCUCGUACAAUGAUCAAGUGGUUGCGCUGCGUUGUAUAAGAUCGCGACAUAAAGGUGUUCCCGUGGGACGUCUCGUGGGUUACAGUGACCGAGUCACUCUGUCAUCUGUUUCCAAGAAGAGAGAGGUCGGCGGUCUCUGUGUGUAGUGUAUGAUCGCGCCAUGGGGCGUCAGUGUUGGUCCUUCACGAACGGUAGGACCUGAAUGUGUGCAUAUUUCUCCUGGCUGACUGGCCUGCCUUCCAUCGUUAAGCUGCAUCCACAACGAGAACCAAUUUUCGUGCAAGGACCGUGUCUCGGUCGUUCUUGUCAAAAACGCGAAUCGAACCAGUUAAUGAGGACUACCCGACUUCGAUCGUCCAAUCGUCUGGCAGCGAGACUGGACGAGCAUAAUCGGAUGAAGCUGGGCCAAGCAUGCCCUCUAAGAAGCAAUACAAUCUCGUGCAUAAUGACGAGUAUGACACGAGGAUACCGCUACACAGCGAGGAGGCGUUCCAUCGUGGAAUUGUCUUCCACGCCAAGUUCAUCGGCUCUAUGGAGGUUCCUCGACCGACCAGCCGAGUGGAGAUCGUGGCGGCGAUGCGAAGAAUCCGCUACGAGUUCAAGGCCAAAGGGAUCAAAAAGAAGAAAGUGACGCUGGAGGUAUCGGUGGACGGGCUGAAAGUCACUCUUCGAAAAAAGAAGAAGAAGCAGCAACAGUGGAUGGACGAAAAUAAGAUAUACCUAAUGCACCAUCCCAUAUAUAGGAUAUUCUAUGUCUCCCAUGAUAGCCAUGACUUGAAAAUUUUUAGUUAUAUUGCCCGCGAUGGAAGUAGUAACACAUUUAAAUGUAAUGUCUUCAAAUCUAGCAAGAAGAUUGAUCCACAAAUCAGACAAAUCUAAACACACCUAUGCCCUGCGAAGACAGGAACCACUUCUAACAACCAAACAAUCAGAUAAUUCAGAAUAACACUCAAAAAGAUAUAUAUUCUGCCAUCU
Molecule: messenger RNA, 1044 nt
Organism: Eufriesea mexicana
Lineage: Eukaryota; Metazoa; Arthropoda; Insecta; Hymenoptera; Apidae
Product: carboxyl-terminal PDZ ligand of neuronal nitric oxide synthase protein-like
Exons: 7
Coding region: 481-948 (155 amino acids)
Molecular function (GO): nitric-oxide synthase binding
Source: RefSeq, a predicted model, not a curated record